AUCACGUGAUGGGCACCCCCCGGGUGACGAGCGAGGGGAUGUCUGCUCGGGCUGGGGUGGCGGAGGGCUCUCCGGAGCGGAGUCUCCACAUCCCGUACACCCCGGAGGACGGGAGUUGGGAGAGUGAGAGUGACACGGUGUCAUCGUCGUCCGCUGCGCGUCCGGAUUUAGACUUGAGCUCAUCCGAUGAUCUUGAACCUGAAUGGUUGGAUGAUGUACAGAAGAAUGGAGAGCUGUUCUACCUGGAACUAAGUGAAGAUGAAGAGGAUGUACUUAUCCAAGCUAAUUCAGUGCCAGCACCUUUGAUCAACCAUGUCAGGUUUAGUGAUAAAGAAGAAGAGAUCAUUACUGACCAUAAAUUAAAAGAGCCUCACGUGCAUGAACACAGACUUAGAAAGCUUGCUAAUGUUUUAAAAAAGAAAGGCCGGAUACAUGGACAUUCUUGCAGCAAAGCACAUGAACCAAAUAGUAAUCAACCACCAAGACCUGUUUCCAUAUUGAAACACCAACCAAACCCUAGAACUGGGGUAUCGGUACAGCUAUCAUACAAGGAUGUGUAUGUUUAUGUUAAUCCAAAUAAAAUAAAUAACGAAUUUCUUGUAGAAAGGGCAAAGCUGUUGGAAGCUUACGUGGGGAUUGUUUGUCAGCCUUCAAGAAAAAAUCCAGCAGAAGGAAAGCAUUUGGACAAAUUCACAGGUGCUAAAACACCAGCUGAAGAGAGAAUUAUUGUUUACAGUUUGAUUCAUGGCAGUACAGCAAUGAAAACUGGUCAAAUAUUUAUAGGUGAUGCUCUGAUUGCUGUGAAUGAUGUGGAAGUAACCACUGAGAACAUAGAACGUGUCUUAUCAUGUAUUCCAGGUCCAACCCAGGUGAAACUCACAUUUGAAACCUUAAGCCGUGAUGAAGUACAAGCUGACCUUGCUUUUGAACACAUUGCUAAACCAGUUCCCACUGAUGCCAAUUUAGUGAAACUUGUAUGGGGUCAAGACACUGUAGAUCUCCAAAUGGAUACUGGAAAUGUUUCUCAUAUUGCAAUGUAUUUAACUUUAAAGGUGGAAUCUGAAAACUCCAAGGAAGAGCAAGAAAUCCUUUACCAUUAUCCAAUGUCUGAAGCAUCUCAAAAGUUGAAAAAUAUUCGAGGAAUAUUUAUAACCCUCUGUGAUAUGCUGGAAAAUGUAACUGGGGGACAUAUUAUCAGUACUUCAUUGUUGCUGAAUGGAAAACUUAUUAAUAUAGGAUAUUGGAAAGAAGGUAGUAACCUGCUACUCCUUGGACUACCUGCUGAAAGGGUUCCUCUUCCACAACUAAGAAGCAUGAUCAAGACUCUUGUAAGAACCUUACAGUACAUGUACAGCUCAUUAGAUAGUGCCUUUUGCAAGUCGGAGAAUUUUCAACGAUUAGACCAUUUUUUCAGUUUGUACUUCCAACGAGCCAUUCAACCUGCCAAGUUAAGCUGUAGUACCAGUCCCAGUUCCCAGCUUUAUAGUAGUUCAACAGCUUUGUUUUUAGACACACUACCUGGAGUCCGCUGGCUUACAUUACCCCAGUACAUUAAGAUGGAUAUUGAUACCAUAUUGAGUGAUCUAGAAUCAGCAGACUUUGGAGAACUGUCUGAAGAUUAUUAUGAUAUGCAACGAUUAUAUCUGAUACUGGGCUCCUGUCUAUUCUUCAAGGGUUAUUUGAUUGGCAAUCAUUUGCCCAAAGAUGAUCUCCUUGACAUCGCACUUUAUUGUCAGCAUUAUUGCUUACUUCCUCUAGCAGCAGAGAAACGGAUUGGUCAGUUGGUCAUAUGGCGUGAAGUGUUUCCAUAUAGAUAUCUUGUAUCAAGUAGUGAGCCAAUCAUUGAGGGUUACCAGGAACCAACAGGAAGAUACUUUUUGCUGAUUGUUGGUUUGAGGCACUUCAUGCUGUGUGUGGUGUUAGAAGCAGGAGGAUGUGCAUCCAGAGCAAUUGGAAAUCCAGGACCAGACAGCAUUUAUGUUGACCAAGUUAAAGCAACUUUAUUUCACCUUGAGGGACUAGAAGCCAGUAUACAAGGUAGGCUGACCAGUCCUUCCACUCCAACCCUAUCAUGUGCUGAUUGGUUCCUCCCUCCUCGUGACAAGUUUGAAAGUAUCACCAGUUCCCCUAUCAUCAGUAAGCUGCAAGGUACAUCUAGGUCAACACAAUCUCCAAAAAGCCGAAGGACAUUAUUUGGAGAGUCCAGCCUGAGGAUGCCAAAAUCUGGUCCUCCAAGAAGCAAUUGUACAUCUGAUAAUGCUGGUGAAAGAUCUGGAGAUACUAGUUCCUUCAGUAUGAACUUCAAUUCGUUUUCUGCAUCCAGUAGCAUCAAGAAGCAUCUCCGUAGAGAGACUCUGGGUUCUGGUGGAUCUCAGAACAAGAAGAAACAAAGUUUUCCAAAUCCAUUUUUUCUCGGAAGUAUGAAGAAAAACCUUCCUGAGACAGAGACUGAGGAAAUGCACUAUAUAAGAAAAUUGACAUCAGGCUCAGAAAACACUCUUUUUCACUAUAUUUCCUUAGAAGCAUUGCAGGGAAUAUUCAUUACGCCCACACAUACUGAAGUUGCAAAACUUAAUGGUUCUAUUCACUCACAGCUAAUCAAAAACUUCCAUCGUUGUUGCUUAUCAAUUCGAUCGGUUUUCCAACAGACUUUGGACAAAUGGGAAAAAUAUCCAGAUAUUAUCCACAAUUCAACUCCAGUAAGUGUAAGGAAAAAUAGCUCAGGACUUGGUCCAGUAAAGGAACAUGGCAUCUUAUUUCAAUGUACUCCUGAAAAUUGGACUGAACAGAAGAAGCCACCACCCAGCAUGUCUUACUGGGUUGUUGGAAGACUUCUUCUAGAUCUGCAUCCUCAAGAGUUUUAUGUGUGCUUCCAUGAUUCUGUGUCAGAGGUUGCCGUAGAGCUUGCUUUCAGGCUGUCGUUUGGAUUGAUUACAUAAUGUAGAUGUUAAUUUAUAAGAACAUUUUCUGUGAGCAUAACAUUACCACAUUCCAAAAUAUACUGUAUUUAAAACUAGCUCCACAAUUCUCUUUGUAAUAUUCCAUUAAUUUGAUUCGGCAUUCAAAAUGUUGUUGAAUAUUGUUGAUGUACUGUUAAAUAAUUGAGUAUUUUAAAAUACAUAUAGAACGGCCGAGUACCAUUAAUUGCCCUAAACCCAGUAAUAUAAAAACAUACAAUAUUCUUGGUUUAUUAAAACAACAGUAAAAAUAAUUGGAUCAAUUCAAACAAUGAAACAAUUCUAUAGCUGGAUAUAAAUUAAAUGUAAUUGCAAUCUAAUUGAAAGAAUUUAGAUUUGUAAUGUUUUCAUUUCUUACUGAAUUUUGUAUGAACUGACCAUAGAUUAAAAAUGAACUAUUACUUGAAAUAUGUCAUUGGAGAUAUUUACACGUUUUCUUUUCAUAAAAUAGCACACCUGAAUUGUAGGUUGACUGCUUUAGGAAAGGUAAUAAAUGGAGCAGCUAAAACAUUAACAUGUUAGUCAAUGUUGUUGUA
Hypanus sabinus (Atlantic stingray) is the source of this 3493-nucleotide messenger RNA. It is a transcript of the gene intu, whose product is annotated as inturned planar cell polarity protein. NCBI's taxonomy places the organism in Eukaryota, Metazoa, Chordata, Chondrichthyes, Myliobatiformes, Dasyatidae. The record is from RefSeq and is a predicted model, not a curated record. Gene Ontology annotation, molecular function: protein binding. The transcript has 16 exons. Gene Ontology annotation, cellular component: cytoplasm; cilium. Bases 9 to 2939 code for a protein of 976 amino acids. Gene Ontology annotation, biological process: vesicle-mediated transport; establishment of planar polarity; nervous system development.